ACAAGAUGGCCGCCGCCUUGCAACGCUGAUGAUUUUGUAUCACAGUGUCAAUGUUACAUAUUUCCUUCCAGGCAGCAUGCAAGUUUCGGAGAACGGACACAUUUAACGACUAAAAACUCCUACCUUCAAGCGCUUCGUCGAACAACCGGAAUGUUGCAGGUAAUAGGCAAUAGAGGCGUCCAGGUCGCUCGGCUGCUGGCGCCCAGGCACACAGUGCUGGUGGAGGCUGUACGCGGGCGAAAGUCGCGCACGGACCCAGUGGCCAAGUCCAAGCAGGGCCGAAUCAAAGUGCCUCCUCCGGUGGACCCGGUGGAGAUGGUGGUGCUACGGGAGAGAUACACCGAGUACAAGCUCAUCUUGAGGGCACUGCGUCUGGAGUUUAAGGAGGAAGUGCUCCGCAAGAAGUAUGAGGAGGAGACGGGCUCCAUGGCGGAGGAGAGAAUGAGGCAGGAGGCUGUGGAGCAUCGUGACCUCAUGGCGUGGAACGACCAGGAGAACCACCGCCUGCUCCAACUACGACUUUUGAGGAUCCAGAAAGAAACUGAAGAGGCAGAGCGCAAAAACUUGGAAGUAGCACUUCAACGUGAACAAGAACAAGAAGAAUUCCUCAGGCAGAAAGAAGAGGAGGUGUUGCAGUUGCAGGAGGAUGCAAAGAACUUCAUAACUCUGGAGAACUUGGAUCAGCGCAUAGAAGAAGUUCUGGACAACCCCAAGAAUUACAACUUUGCUAUCGACAAGGAAGGGAGAGCUGUGAAACAAACUGUGUUGCAAUGAAGCAGCCCGUUUGUGCGCCAUUCCAAGUCCAAACAGAAAGUGGAUUUUCUUCAGACUUCCAGCACAGUGAAUACAGAUGCUCCUGGAGUUGAAGAAAAACAUCAGGCUACUAACUUACUAACAUAAUUGAUGAACAGUCAUUGAUGACAGCGUCCAUGUUCAAUGGAAGCCCUCAAAACAAAGACAGCCUGGCUUGUAUUUGUCCUGUUGAUAUCAUGAUUUAUCAUUUUAUUCUCUAUGUACCUCAAACCAACAAGAUCAUUUAUUCCCCAAGUCUUUUUGCAUUUCAGUCUGUCUCCAGCCCGUGGAAUAAAUGUAUGAAUGGACAAAUGUUCGUAUAAAUGAAUGUAUACACCACUAAAUCACUAGUAAUAUUUCCUUACUGCAGGAGUAUCCAAACCUUUUUUGAAAAUGAAGGGUCCACUUUGAUAUCCUUUGCCUUUUACUACUUGCCAAUAGUUUAGGGAUGAAACCUUAUUUUUUUUUUAUUUUCACGCCUAAGAGGACUAUGGUCGAAGUGUGAAAAUAUUUUCAUCAAGUUUGAGCAGUGUUGUGAUAUUGAUCAUUUUUGGUCACAAUAACCACAUGAAAUGAUCGGAAUGUUUCAUCUGAAAUGUACUGUAGGUCAAGACAUGCGAAGCAAGACAAAAUGCCUGACAUCUCAGCUUUGUGCUAAAACCACAACAAACCGAUUAUUAGUACAGGAGGUCCCCGCUUUAUGUGGGGGUUACACUCCGGGACCACCAGCGAAUGGACACGAGUAAUUGAU
Molecule: messenger RNA, 1543 nt
Organism: Dunckerocampus dactyliophorus (ringed pipefish)
Lineage: Eukaryota; Metazoa; Chordata; Actinopteri; Syngnathiformes; Syngnathidae
Gene: mrps26
Product: mitochondrial ribosomal protein S26
Exons: 4
Coding region: 151-774 (207 amino acids)
Cellular component (GO): mitochondrial small ribosomal subunit
Source: RefSeq, a predicted model, not a curated record